Molecule: messenger RNA, 725 nt
Organism: [Candida] anglica
Lineage: Eukaryota; Fungi; Ascomycota; Pichiomycetes; Serinales; Debaryomycetaceae
Source: the annotation of a GenBank genome assembly
AGAAGAUUUCGGGGAUAGUACCGAAUCAGACAUCGGUGAGUAGGUAUGCAUGCAGACUAGGAUUUGAUUAUAGGCGGUAUACGCAAAGAAAUUCAAUAAACAUCACUACAGGUACGUAAAUGGACCUACAUGAAUAAAGGGGUAUCCAAACCGAAAAAACACAGCCACCGACUAACAGCAUGGCAGCCACGUCAUUCCGUCCUACCUUUGCACAAUCCGUCAACACGUUUUCAAGGGAGGGACCCUUUUCCGAGCCAAUAGAGCUCAUCAAAAGGUACGAGUCAACAAUCCUCAGCCGGCAAAAUGGGAAUAAUUGUAAUUACGAGACUUUGGAACAAAAGGGGAAAUGUUCCUUAGAAUUUCACAAGGGGCACGCCGUCAAUAAAGGGGUAAUUGUUUUUUUUUUCCAUUUACGGAGGCAAAUGAUUGUAGGAAGUCAAUUUGUUUAUUUAUCGUUGAAUGCUUAUUUUGAGUAUUGUUAAGUCUACAUCUGUAUAGAAAUGAGCUUGAUUCUGAAGAUAGAUGAAUACUACUUUGCAGCAUUUGAAGUUUGAAUGUGGCUUGCAUUCAAUGUUUGUACAUUUUAGUCAUAUUCUCAUUCAUUGUAUUUAGAGCCGUUGAGGCAACCCCAUGCAGAACCUGUUUCCUAACGCAGGAGUUGCAGUGGCGCGCCUGUGCAGGAGUAAAGCUUAUGUCUAGGUUAGAAGUCCUUUGUAUGAGAAACU